Messenger RNA from Cuscuta epithymum, 1283 nucleotides. The record is from the annotation of a GenBank genome assembly. Lineage: Eukaryota; Viridiplantae; Streptophyta; Magnoliopsida; Solanales; Convolvulaceae.
AGAAAAGUGUGUGAAGAGUGAAAUACACUUAGAGUAGAAGUGUAUUGGUGAGGAUUGGUUUUUUGUAAUAGUUGAAUGUGAGAGUUUGCUCCUCCUAUUGUAAUUCUGUUCUUGAUAUUGAAUAGAAGAAUUUUCCAAUCCCAACAAGUGGUAUCAGAGCGAGGUUGAGUUUUCAUACACUGUUUUCUCAUUUUCAGAUAAAUUUCUACAGGUUAGAAAAUCGUGAUUUUUCAAGUUGCUCGGAAUCACGAUCUGAUCAUACCGUUAGAUUCGUCUCGUUGAGACGAGAAAUCUGGUAUUUUUGGGGAAUUUUUUGGCCACCAGAAGAGGCCGUACGCGCCGCCCAAACGCGUCGGAAAGCUGCCUGCGUCAUCAUUGCAUCAUCACGCAGUCCAGAGGAAGAAGACGAGCCACGUCAGCCGCCACGUCAGCGCCGCGUCAGCGCCAUGUCAGCCGCCACGUCAUCCGUGUAAGCCAUCCUCUGGGUGCCGCGUCAGCGCCAUGUGGCGCCACGUCAGCGCCAGCGCAGUCCAGCUGUUGCCACGUCAUCCGCCUGCUAGUCUGCCCACUGGUUUGCUGCUUGAACCGGACCGAACCGGUUCGAAGUUGUGGAGGCCGGUUCACCCAUUUGCAGACCGGUUUUGGACAAGGUCAGACUGGUUCCUACCAUUUUCGGCCAUUCCGGAUCCAACGGUGAGCUCCGUUUGUCCAAAUUCGGCUCCGAAAAUAAGGUACGAGAUAUUUUGAGCGUUUUAUUAUGGAUAAAUCAUCAUCGGACACCAUGAUUGCGCUCACUUCCACAAAUUACAAUAUGUGGAAGCCUCGGAUGGAGGAUUUGCUAAAUUUGAGGGAUUUAGCCGAUCCUCUUGAUAAUAAUGGCGUGAAACCGGGUAAAAAGACGGAUGAAGAAUGGACAAAAAUGAAUAGAAAAACUGUCGCACAAAUUCGACAGUGGAUAGAUCAUAGUGUGUUCCACCAUGUUGCGCAAGAACAAAGUGCUUACACACUAUGGGAGAAGCUUGGUAGCAUGUAUCAAGCAAAAACCGCCCGAAAUAAGACGUUACUAAUGAGGAGAUUAGUAAACCACACACUACUAGAAAAAAGUCUAUUUGCUGCGGUUAUUUUAAGCUAUUUGCUGCGGUUCUGAACCGCAGCAAUUGGAGGAGCAGCAAAAUGUGGAUUAAGUUAUUUGCGGCGGUCAACAACCGCAGCAAAUAGGUGUGUCUAUUUUUUUAAUUUAUUUAUUGCGGCGGUUCCUAUACAACCGCAGCAAAUAGUUCAGC